AUGUUUGUUUCUACAUCAAGACUCGCCUUUUCAGCACAAAAAAAUCAGCAAAAUGAUUUUCAGAAUCGAUUGCACAUAGUACCAUUAGUGCUGUGUAAUAACGAAGCAUCACGUGAAGCGUUUCGAUUGGCCACGUCGUCGUCAACGAAAAAAUUUGCAAAACANGACAAUGAGAAUGUGCCGGGCAAAACAGAUUCAGUGAUCGGAGAAGAUUCAGAAGCCGCGAGUGUUUACAGCGAUCGGGAGCAACGCAUUUCAUGGAGCGAUAUGCAGUUGGCUGCGUUGUGCAUUGUUGAGAUCUCUGCUAAGUCGAUGUUAUGCAUUGAUGACCUGAUCAAUUUGGAGCAUUUCAACAAAAAGUUCGAGCGUGAGUUGGCAAAGCUGCGUGAAAUGAACAUAGCGCUGAAGCCGGAAGGUGCACCACCUAUGAGGGGACGCUCUGAAUCAGUAUGGAAUAUUAAAGGAGCUGAGCGAGAACGAAGGAAGAGUGUCAUUGCGAAGCACGAAAUACUCGAUUGUUACAUUGACAAGGAGUAGACGUGCACCAUGAAUGAAUUUUUUGUCGCAGAAUCAAUGCGAAAUCGAUGGAGUCGUGAGGCACUAUCGUUCCACAGUUCAAGAAUACUUUCAACGAGAAAUCCUCUCGAUCUGAUUCUCGCCUAUCUGCCUACGCCAAAAUUCGUUGACAUUAUUGAUAUGAAAUUAGAUGAUGAUAACUACAGAAGCAGUUUAAAUGAUGGCUGGUUACAGACAACGAUAACAACACUCGACUUAAGCGAUCUUAAACUCACCAAACUGGAUGGUGUUGAGAGUCUGAAGAAUCUGGCUCAUUUAUCCGUUUCAACCAAUAAACUCACCUCACUGAAAUGUUUGACAUCGCUCAACUCAUUAACCUAUUUGAAUGCAUCCGAGAAUAUGAUAACUAAAAUCGAAUCUUUACCCGAAUCGCUGAGAAUCGUUGAUUUGCACUCAAAUUCAAUCACAAAUCUGGAUUUCUGUCUAAGCUUACAG
Molecule: messenger RNA, 1011 nt
Organism: Anisakis simplex (herring worm)
Lineage: Eukaryota; Metazoa; Nematoda; Chromadorea; Rhabditida; Anisakidae
Source: the annotation of a GenBank genome assembly